Molecule: messenger RNA, 807 nt
Organism: Geosmithia morbida
Lineage: Eukaryota; Fungi; Ascomycota; Sordariomycetes; Hypocreales; Bionectriaceae
Product: Protein of unknown function (DUF3455)
Exons: 2
Coding region: 1-807 (268 amino acids)
Source: RefSeq, a predicted model, not a curated record
AUGAUUGCCAAGUCAUUCAUCAACCUCGCCACAGCUCUGCUAGCAGGUGCUUCUCCCAUCACCGAUGCUUCAUCAUGCAGUGCUGGCCGUCCAAAGCCAAGUCUUCCUUCUACAGGCGGUGACACCGAGCUCCAGGCCCCGUCCGGCAACCUGACCCUCAAGCACAUUGCCCUGGGCUUCGGCAUCCAGAACUACACCUGCGCGGGCGUCGACGCCACCCCCAAGGCCACCGGCGCCCUGGCCGUCCUCUACGACAUCACCGACCUCUACCCCGGCCAGACCUACCGCUCCCUCCCGUCCGUCGCCGCCUUCCAGCAGCUCGGCGUGACGGCCAUGUACGGCUGCGACGUGCCCCUCAACCUCGACUCGUCCGCCCUGACGGGUUCGGCCGGCAUCAUCCACCAGGGUGCCGACGCCGCCGCCCCCUUCCCGGCCGACGCGCCCCUCGAGAUCGAUGCCGACGCCGCCGCCGCCGCUCUGCCCUCCUCCCUGUCCUCCGCCGCCUUCUCCGGCUCCAUCCCCUUCCUCGGCCACCACUUCUUCGACGCCAGCAGCGUGCCCAACUUCGUCCUCUCCGACCUCGACUACGUCGGGUCCAAGGACCAGGAGGUCCCCGCGCCCAAGACGGCCGACAAGGGCGUCGACGGCACCGGCGCCGUCAGCUGGCUCCGCCUAGGGCCCAAGGACGGCACCUACGGGGCCAAGGAGCUGUACCGCGUCACCACCGUCGGCGGUGCCUCGCAUGGCUGCUCCGAGGAGGGUCGAGACAGUACCACUUAUACGGCUCAGUACUGGUUCUUUGAGUGA